UGUUGCAGAUUCUAUGUUCAGAAAGAAUAAAAGCUUCAGUUAAAUAUUAAUAUACUAAAAAUGAAUCAUGAAAAAUAAUCAUUGAAUCAACAAAGAUUUAAUAAAUAAAACACUAUGAAAUUGGUAAAACCUAAUUGGGUUACACAUGAUGGAUAUUCAAUAUUUUCUGUGGAUAUACAUCCAGAUGGAAAAAGGUUUGCUACUGGUGGUCAAGGGGGAGAUUCUGGAAGAGUUGUUAUAUGGAAUAUGGAACCAGUGGUUAAUGAAAUUUCAGAGUUAGAUGAAAAUAUUCCAAAAAUGUUGUGUCAAUUAGAUAAUCAUCUUGCUUGUGUCAAUUGUGUGAGAUGGAGUAACAAUGGAUUAUUAGCAUCAGGUGGUGUAGAUAAAUUAAUUAUGAUUUGGAGAUUAUCAGGGGGAUCAGGUGGAAGUUCAAUAUUUGGUGGAAAAUCCAGUGUUGAAACAUGGCGUUGUAUAGCUACAUUGCGCUCACAUGAAGCUGAUGUACUUGAUCUUGCAUGGGCACCGCACAGUCCCUGGUUAGCUUCUGCAUCAGUGGAUAACAGUGUAAUUGUAUGGGAUGCAUCAAAAUUUCCAGCUAUUGUAGCUGUAUUAAAAGGUCAUACAGGUUUUGUAAAAGGAAUUACGUGGGAUCCAGUUGGAAAAUAUUUAGCCUCUCAAUCUGAUGAUAAAACAUUAAGAGUAUGGCGUACAACAGAUUGGACAGAAGCAGCAUUAAUAUCAGAACCAUUUGAUGAAUGUGGUGGAACAACUCAUGUUUUAAGGCUAUCUUGGAGCCCAGAUGGACAGUAUUUGGUAUCAGCUCAUGCAAUGAAUGGUGGAGGCCCUACAGCACAAAUAAUUGAAAGAGACGGAUGGACACAAGAUAAAGAUUUUGUUGGUCAUCGUAAAGCUGUUACAUGUGUGAGGUUUAAUGGUAAUAUUCUACAAAAAAAGCAACCUGGUUCUUCUAAACCACAACAAUAUUGCUGUGUUGCUAUAGGAUCACGUGAUCGUUCGCUAUCCGUAUGGUUGACAUCUCUAAAAAGACCAUUGGUAGUAAUACAUGAAUUGUUCACACACUCAGUAUUGGAUGCUAGUUGGUCACCGUGUGGUCUUCUAACAAGUAAUUUAUUUCUUCAUGAGCGUUUGUAUGGUAAACCAUUAGUUCAAGGUGGUUGCACUGUAAUGGAAGCACCUGAACUUCUUAAUCUAAAAAUGUCGGCAACGUCAACCCAACCAAUUCAAACACCACCAAAUAUUAAUUUAGUACAUCCACCCACUACUACUACAACUACUCCUGCUAAAGGUCCAAUUAAUAAACAAAUUGAAACGAGAACAUCAGAUGGCAAAAGACGAAUCACACCAAUGUUUAUACCACCACCAUCUGACAUAAUGGAUUCAUCAAGUAAUAGACUGGGAACACCAACAUUUACAAGCCAAGUAAAAAGUUCUAUUGUUAUUGAAAAACGAAAUGAUGUCGUAACGCCAAACGUGACCUCUUCUAUAAAUGCUAUCAACAUAAAUAGUCAAACCUCUACACUUACAUUAAAACGUCGUGAUCAAGCUACACCAAAACCAUACAAUGCACCAUUUAAUAAAAAACCAAAAAUUACAUCUGAAAGAAGUACAAAUCAAAUUAUACUUCCUCCAUUAAAACCAUCCAGUUCAUUAUCUCAACAAGCUGGUCACUAUGCGGUAACUGUCACUAACAACCAAGGUUUAACACAUUUACAAGUAUUUAAAGGCACAGAUUCUGAACCAACUUGGGAUCUGUAUUUGGGAUAUAGUGCUGUAGCACUAGCUGCAUCACCAGCAGUUAUAGCACUUGGAUUAGAAGAUGGUAGUCUUCAUACAUUUCAUCCUGCAAAGGGAUGUCGUCCAGCACCGCCUUUAGCUCCACCUGCCCCACUCGCAAAAGUCCAUGCAGUUGGAAAUGCAGUAAUGGUUAUUUCAAGUUGUGGCGCUGUACGUGUGUGGGAAAUAGGAUAUUCGUGUAGACUAAUAGUUUCUACAUCUGCUGCACAUUUAGCAGUACCUGGUACCUCUUUAUUGUCUUGUACUUUAUAUAACGGAAUGCCACAUUUAGCUUUCACUAAUGCUAGAGCAUACGUAUAUCAUAAAGAAAUGGGAACAUGGUUACUAAUUGGUGAUAGUCAAGAUCCUAUAUGGCGUUGGGCUUCAUUUAAUGCAUCAAGUGCAUCUGGAAAUAGAGCUCCCAGAGGUCCACUGUCUUCUUUGCAGGAAGGUCUAUUCAGAACAGCAGGAAAUACUUUACCUAAUCCAAGAUUACCUCAUAGUGCUCCAAGCGUAGUAUCUUAUUUAGAGCAACAGUUACUUGCUUCAAAAGCUCUUGGAAGCACACAAGAAUAUAUACAUUGGCUUAUGGCUCUAGUGUCAUUUUUAUUAACUCAAGAUGGAUUAGAGAAACGUCUAAGGUUAAUCUUAGAUGAACUUUUGGGUCCAAGCCAUACAUCAGCUUCUAAGAGUAUAUGGGAUCCUUUAAUUUUGGGAAUAAAAAAACAUAAACUUUUAGAAGAUGUAUUAUCUGUUGUUGGAGGACAUCUUCGUUGGCAAAGGUUGUAUCUUGAGUAUAUAGAACAAUUAACAGCAUUAAAAAACCAAAUUAAUUAAAAGUAAUUAUU
This is a messenger RNA of Eufriesea mexicana, 2642 nucleotides long. It is a transcript of the gene Hira, whose product is annotated as histone cell cycle regulator-like protein. The transcript is spliced from 11 exons. Bases 115 to 2631 code for a protein of 838 amino acids. Gene Ontology annotation, molecular function: nucleosome binding; protein binding. Gene Ontology annotation, cellular component: chromatin; nucleus; HIR complex. The record is from RefSeq and is a predicted model, not a curated record. Gene Ontology annotation, biological process: DNA-templated transcription; chromatin remodeling; regulation of DNA-templated transcription. NCBI's taxonomy places the organism in Eukaryota, Metazoa, Arthropoda, Insecta, Hymenoptera, Apidae.